This is a messenger RNA of Truncatella angustata, 1623 nucleotides long. RefSeq names its product putative MFS hexose transporter. NCBI's taxonomy places the organism in Eukaryota, Fungi, Ascomycota, Sordariomycetes, Amphisphaeriales, Sporocadaceae. Gene Ontology annotation, biological process: transmembrane transport; carbohydrate transport. Gene Ontology annotation, cellular component: membrane. The record is from RefSeq and is a predicted model, not a curated record. The transcript is spliced from 4 exons. Gene Ontology annotation, molecular function: carbohydrate:proton symporter activity. The coding region runs from base 1 to 1623 and encodes 540 amino acids.
AUGGUUCACGUUCCUGUACACGCCCCUUCAAAGGGCUCCACAGCUCAGGAUGUCGCCAUUGCACAAGAAGAGGCGCCUGAGUUCGAGAAGGUGUCCUGGACAAAGACACCUCAGCUGCGCAAGCUGUACGCCUGGGGUGCCGUGCUGAUGGUUGCGUCCGCCACCACUGGCUACGAUGGUAUGCUGGUAAACACUUCCCAACAGAUAUCGCUCUGGGGCGAAUACUUCCCCGAAGCGGAUCCCCACAACCCCAUGGGAACACAGUACCUUGGUCUCCUGGUCAACAUGUUCAACAUUGGCAGUAUCCUCAGCUUCUUCGUCACCCCGUUUGUUGCCGAUCACUACGGCCGCAAGACUGCCAUUAUUAUCGGCUGUUUGGUCAUGGUUCUCGGUGGUUGCUUGACUGCUUUCUGCAACGGCUAUAACAUGUACAUUGCUGGUAGAUUCUUGCUUGGCUUCGGAAACAGUUUCGCCCAAAUGGCAUCACCCCUCCUGCUCACCGAAAUCUGCCAUCCUCAACAUCGUGGACCGGUGACUGCUGUGUACAACUGUCUGUGGAACGCAGGUGCUCUGAUCGUGUCUUGCAUUGGUUGGGGCACUUCCAGCGUCAACAAUGACUGGUCUUGGCGAUCGAUCACCUUCAUCCAGAUCGUUCCUUCGCUCAUUCAAUUGGUUUUCAUUUACUGGAUCCCCGAGUCGCCCAGAUACCUGCUGUCAAAGGACCGCGAGGAAGAGGCCCUGGAGAUGCUGAGCUACUACCACGGUGCCGGUGACCGCAACAACCCUACUGUCCAGUUCGAGUUUCGCGAGAUUCGUGAGACCAUGCGCCUGGAGAAAGACGCCGCCCGCUCGUCCGGUUACGUCGACUUCCUCCGCACCAAGGGUAACCGAUGGCGAUUGGCCAUUCUCAUCUCGCUUGGUGUCAUCUCCCAAUACAGCGGCAACGCUCUGUUCUCUAACUACAUGAACACCAUCUACGAGGGCGCCGGUAUCCGUGUCCAGAACCAGAAGCUGGCUCUCAGCACUGGCAGGACCAUCUACGACUUGAUCAUUACCAUCACUGCCGCCAUGAACGUCGACCGAUUCGGACGUCGCCCCCUGUUCCUCAUCUCCGCCGGUGGUAUGUGUUUCUCGUUCGUAUGCUGGACAAUCUGCGGUGCUGUCUACGAGAACUCGGGCGGCGCCAACACCGGAUCUGGAUACGCCCAGCUUGUCUUCAUCUGGCUCUUCAGUGGCUUUUACGACGUCGGCUUCUCGGGCCUGCUGAUUGCCUACGCCCUCGAGAUUCUGCCUUUCAAGCUCCGUGCCAAGGGCAUGAUGAUCAUGAACAUCACCGUCCAGGCCGUCCUCGCCCUCGGCAACCAGACCAACCAGCUUGCCUGGAUCAACCUGCCCCACCACUGGAACUUCAUGUUGUUCUACACUCUCUGGGACUUUCUCGAGUUUGUCUUCGUCUACUUCGUCUACGUCGAGACCAAGGGCCCCACCCUCGAGGAGAUCGCCCGUAUUUUCGACGGAACCGAUGCCAACGUUGCUCACAUCAACCUCCACCAGGUCGAGAAGGAGAUCCACACCGAGGGAAUCCACGAGGAGGAUGUUACUUCGCCCAAGUCCGCUUUGUAA